Messenger RNA from Rhagoletis zephyria (snowberry fruit fly), 1716 nucleotides. Its product is annotated as major facilitator superfamily domain-containing protein 6-like. The record is from RefSeq and is a predicted model, not a curated record. Gene Ontology annotation, cellular component: membrane. Lineage: Eukaryota; Metazoa; Arthropoda; Insecta; Diptera; Tephritidae.
UUCUUAUCGGCGCCCUUCUGGGGUUCCUAUGCAGAUCGCUGCCGCCAAGGUAAAAAAUUGCUUUUGGGUUCGCUCGCCUGUUGGGUUCUCUUCACCAUACCGUUGAGUUUCAUUAAACCAGAAGCUGUGAAUUGUAUCGAACGUAAAAAUGAGACGGAUUUUGUUUUGACUCUGACACGCACCAAACGUGAUCUUUCCGCCUAUGAUAUGGCCGACAUGAAUAAGGAGAGCGUGGAGAGCAUCAACUCACUAGCAGCUUUGCAAGGUGUUGCCACAAUGCCGGCCAACGAAGUGGUGGAGGAGUCGCAUAGGAGACGCAAACGUUCGCUUAUUCCUCGUAUUGACGCCGGCAUAUCACCCAUCCAUAUAAACUUUGUCAGCAAUUACGAUGAUAAACAGCAUCGUGACUAUGUUAGCCCGAUAUUCUCGUCCAUGGUAUAUCGCACACCAGACAUCCAAAAAGCAUUCUUCCUGCUUUUGCUCGUCAUACUCAUAGGUGAGUUCUUCAGCGCUCCAGCCAUCACACUCGCCGACUCAGCCGUCAUUACUUUGCUCGGCGACGAUGCAGACAAGUAUGGCCAUCAACGCAUGUUCGGCUCACUCGGUUGGGGCAUUUCCAUGUUCGUUGUCGGCAUUGUACUCGAUCAUUCGACACGCUUUUCACAUCAUCCUUGCGGCGCAGGUCACAUGGAAAAGAACUACAAUAUUUGCUUUGCCAUUUUCUCGAUUUUGAUGACUUGUGCCAUAGCGUCGGCCUCAAAGAUCACAUUUAAAUAUGAUCCGAUCGAACUUGACCAACAGACAGCCGAGAAUCCGGAUGCCACGGCAAAUAAGCAAGCCGAAGAUGAGUCUAUGGCCGAGUUAGCUGCGCAGCUUAAUUUGCCUUCAUUAGCGGUUGGUAGUGGUACGACUGCAGUUGGCAAAGCACCACAGGCCGCAGUGGGUGCACAGUCGAAAAUAUUUGCUCAAACUACUAAGGAAAUGCCCGAAUGGCUGACCGUGUUGACACAUUUCAAGGAUAUGAAAACCAUUUCUUUCCUAUUCGUCGCUUGGUUCAUGGGCUUCGGCAUCGGUCUGAUUUUCACGUUUCUCUUCUGGCAUCUGCAAGAUUAUGGCGGCACCCCCACGCUCUUCGGUGUUGCCUCUGUGAUCAACCACGUUUCCGAGAUCUUUGCAUAUUUCUACAGUUUCCGCUUCAUCACACAAAUCGGUCACAUCAAAGUGUUGUGCCUGGGCUUGGUUGGUAAUGUGUUACGCUUCUUGUACAUCUCCUACGCGACCAAUCCUUGGAUGGUCUUGCCAUUCGAGCUGAUGCAGGGUAUCACACAUGCCGCCGUUUGGGCCGCCUCCUGUUCGUACAUUGCACACUGUACACCCAAACAUUUGCGAGCCUCGGCCCAAGGCGUACUACAGGGUAUACAUCACGGUCUAGGACGUGGCUGUGGUGCGAUCAUUGGUGGCAUGUUCGUCACAUACUAUGGCACUACGGAAACAUUCCGCGGCUAUGGCUUGGCUUGUCUUGUGGUCUUGGGUGUUUUCGUUUUCGUGAACUUCUAUCGCAAAGAUCAAGGCUUCAUUUCGGAAUUGCCACCUACGGAGGACCCGCGUCAGGUAAACGUCUUUAAAAAGUNUGGCAACAGCUACGGCACUUAUCAGACUACGGGCGGUAAUCUCGACAUACCUGGCGCUAAUCCACACAAUCCCUUCGCGCAAUAA